Messenger RNA from Penicillium samsonianum, 1419 nucleotides. RefSeq names its product ankyrin. NCBI's taxonomy places the organism in Eukaryota, Fungi, Ascomycota, Eurotiomycetes, Eurotiales, Aspergillaceae. The transcript has 6 exons. The record is from RefSeq and is a predicted model, not a curated record. Bases 1 to 1419 code for a protein of 472 amino acids.
AUGAUUCGAAUUUCCCAAGAUCAACAGAUCAAGAAUAAAGAUCACCGCCCCUGGGCUCAAUUUGUGCGCAAAAGUUGGGCUGAACUACCUGCCGGUGGAAGCAUGUCCUACAUGAAACCACAGUGUCUUCAUUAUCAGCGGUCUAAGACAGCUGGCGAUAAUCAGGCUACCGUGACUGAGACCAAUAAUCGAUCUGACCAGAUUUCGAAACUCGGCAGAAGUGCUUUAUAUAUGCCCUAUCUGUUUUGGAAGAAGUGUCCAGUCGAACUCGCUCACAAUACAGACACAGGCUCAGUCCAACAGACUAAGAGCGCGACUGCUACCCAGACCAAGAAGACCCACACUGCUCAGAAUACCCAAGGACAACAACUUUUCCAUGACUCCAUGACCCUCGAUCAGUAUUACUAUUCAUCCCUUGAAGACACCACGACAAGAGACAAGGAUCAAGUGCUGUGGCAGACCAUUAUCACAAGCACAACAAACGAGAUAGACGAGAAAGAAAGCAGUUUUCUUCAACGGGGCUUGAACGAUCUGCGAGCCCAGGAAAAGAACUCUUCAAUAUCAGUUGAGAACAUUCAAGAACUGAUCCUCAGUACGGCUACGAGCUUUUUCAACAAGCAAUAUGUUGAAGUAUUGGGGAACAAUAAAUCGCCUUUGGGCGUCUAUCGGGCGGCUAUCUUGAACGUGCGUGACAAGGAAGCGCACUUAUUCGAUGAAUUUCAAAAGUCACUUGAUGGUAUAGCGACAGACGAUGAGGAUCAAGUAAACGCCAACGAAUGCUCCAGCAAGCCGCCAGCAGAGAACAAGGGACCGGAUGGAAACCAGAAUGCCAAGAAGGAGAUCGGACUCAUUGGUCGCUUGUUCAAAAGAAAUCAUGGAUCUUGGCAAGGAAGAGAGACAAAAAACUCUUAUGGCGACAUCGCCGGCGAGACAGAGAUACUCCGAGAGGUCAAGGAUAUUUAUGAUGAGCUCAACAUGCUAAAAUUUCUGGCCCUAGACCAAGAAAGUGUUUGGAAGCAAAUCUGGAACGACGGAUCCAACCCAGAUGCCACGUUUACCUGUAACACACCCUCCGAGGUCAAGAAAGAGCUUACGGAAAUGGUCAAUGAGGCCGAGUUUGUGCAAAAGGCCAUUGACAUGCUGCUCGACCUAAAACAGAAGCAAGCCAAUAUCGUCAAAGCCCAGUUUGCACGAAAGCAAAGUGAAGAUACUUCAAAGCAGGGUGAGACGAUUAUGAUUUUCACGGUGGUGACAAUUCUCUUCCUCCCCGCCUCUUUCAUAACCAGUCUGCUCGCGUUGGACAUAUCCGAUUUCCCCCACGUAGGUGGUGACGUCCGCUUCCAAGGACGCAUGAUAUUCCCCAUUAUCUGCAAGUUCUCACCCUACUAUCUACUAUCUGUGGUAUCGAGCACUAUCUGA